AUGCUGGGGGCAGCUCUAGGCACUCCUGGACACGAGAGCGGGCUGUCGCACGGCUGUGGGAGUACACUUCAUAGUUCUGCGGGUAAUCUUCGUACCCACCUGGAAGAAAAAACACAGUGGGAACAUCCUAAGUCUGGGAAGAGGAAACGUGUAGCAGGAGGUCUGCCAUAUGGAUGGGAGCAGGAGACUGAUGAAAAUGGACAAGUCUAUUUUGUAGACCACAUAAACAAAAGGACUACCUACCUUGACCCAAGACUGGCCUUUACAGUUGAAGAUAAUCCAGUAAAACCUACUACUAGACAAAAAUAUGAUGGAAACAGUACUGCAAUGGAAAUACUUCAGGGUCGUGACUUGAGUGGAAAAGUGGUUAUAAUCACAGGAGCAAAUUCAGGAAUAG
Molecule: messenger RNA, 397 nt
Organism: Phaethon lepturus (White-tailed tropicbird)
Lineage: Eukaryota; Metazoa; Chordata; Aves; Phaethontiformes; Phaethontidae
Product: WW domain-containing oxidoreductase-like
Exons: 4
Biological process (GO): positive regulation of transcription by RNA polymerase II; hippo signaling
Cellular component (GO): cytoplasm; nucleus
Molecular function (GO): transcription coactivator activity; protein binding
Source: RefSeq, a predicted model, not a curated record